Ipomoea nil (Japanese morning glory) is the source of this 1110-nucleotide messenger RNA. RefSeq lists its product as uncharacterized. Gene Ontology annotation, cellular component: endoplasmic reticulum. The transcript has a single exon. The record is from RefSeq and is a predicted model, not a curated record. NCBI's taxonomy places the organism in Eukaryota, Viridiplantae, Streptophyta, Magnoliopsida, Solanales, Convolvulaceae. Bases 1 to 1110 code for a protein of 369 amino acids.
AUGUCGAAAACAACAUCGGCAAUCGUUGUUCUCUUCUCCGUCGUCUUUCUCGUGGGUGUAGUCGCCGGACGGGGACCCCACGUCAUCAACUUCCGAUCGGAGAACCUUUUCCCGGAGUCCUUCGUGUGGGACCCAAGGUCCCAGCACUUCGUCGUUGGCUCUCUACGCUAUCCGAAGCUCGUCUCCGUCUCCGACGCCGGCGUAUCCGAAACCCUGAUCUCCGACGCCUCUCUCCCGGCGGACUCGAAGAUCCUGGGCAUCGCCCUCGACCGGAGACACUACCGCGUCCUCGCCGUCGUCCACCGCCCCGCGCCGGAACCCUUCAACGCCCUCGCGGCCUACGACCUCAUCUCCCUCCGCCGCAUCUUCCUAACCCCCCUCAUCGACGACGAAGAAGAAGAUGAUCGGAACCCUAACCCUAACCCUAGCCAAUCCGUCGCAAACGACGUCGCGACGGAUUUCUCUGGAAACGCUUACGUCACCAACUCCGGGAGAGAUCUCAUCUGGAAAGUCAACUUCGACGGCGAGGCCUCCGUGCUGUCCAGAUCGAAGGCGUUCAAAUCGUAUCCGGUGGACGCCGCCGCCGACUACCACAAAUGCGGCCUAAACGGCGUCGUUUACAUCUCCAAGGGCUACCUACUCGCCGUCCAAUCCAACACCGGGAAGCUCUUCAAAGUCGACGUCGAACACGGCGGCGCGAGGACCGUUCUCCUCAACAAGGACUUAACGGCGGCGGACGGGAUCGCCGUCAGGCGCGACGGCGUCGUGGUGGCGGUUAGCCACCGGAAGCUGUAUUUCCUAAAAAGCCAAGACAGCUGGAUGGAGGGGGUGGUGUUUGACGAAACUGCCCUCGAAGAAGACCGGUUCGCUUCCGCGGUGACGGUGGGGAAUUUGGACAGGGUGUACGUGUUAUAUGGGCAUAUCAACGAGGGCAUUAUGGUAAAUGCGGAGAGGGAUGAAUUUGGAAUAAUGGAAAUAGAGUCUGAAAAUGAAAAGAGCGAAGACAAUGUUUGGAUCUUUGUUCUUAUUGGUUUGGGUUUAGCUUAUUUCAUGUUUUGGAGAUUCCAAAUGCGCCAUCUUGUGGAUAGCUUGAACAAGAAAAGGCUUUGA